CUGGAUUAUUUGAAGCCAAUAAAUUCACAACCCUCAUGACCCAGUACAAGGAGGGGUCUCAAAAGGAAGGACUGAUGCUUGAUUCCUCAGAAGAGCUCUACAAAUGGUUCAUUGAUCAGAUAAUGAGAAACCUUCACGUGGUAUUCCCUAUAAACCCUUCCUCUGAGGGUCUGAAAGACAAAGCUGCUACCUCUCCUGCUUUAUUCAAUUGUUGUGUGUUGAACUGGUUCAGUGAUUGGUCCACUGAUGCUCUGUAUCAAGUUGGAUAUGAGUUUACUAAUAAAGUUGAUCUUGAUAAAUCAGACGUGUUGAUAAGUCCUCCUAUACUGAUACUUUGGUACCAAAUUUACUAGCCUAUUCCCAGCCUCACAUUUGGUCUCACAAUCAAGAGAUCUUGAGGCUAAGGGUAUACUAAACAUUGAAUCAAAGUGA
Amphimedon queenslandica is the source of this 432-nucleotide messenger RNA. RefSeq names its product cytoplasmic dynein 1 heavy chain 1-like. Gene Ontology annotation, biological process: microtubule-based movement. The coding region runs from base 36 to 353 and encodes 105 amino acids. Gene Ontology annotation, molecular function: dynein light intermediate chain binding; dynein intermediate chain binding. NCBI's taxonomy places the organism in Eukaryota, Metazoa, Porifera, Demospongiae, Haplosclerida, Niphatidae. The transcript has 2 exons. The record is from RefSeq and is a predicted model, not a curated record. Gene Ontology annotation, cellular component: axonemal dynein complex.